Molecule: messenger RNA, 1470 nt
Organism: Pyrenophora tritici-repentis Pt-1C-BFP
Lineage: Eukaryota; Fungi; Ascomycota; Dothideomycetes; Pleosporales; Pleosporaceae
Source: RefSeq, a predicted model, not a curated record
AUGGUGAAAGAGAUCUCCAACGCUCUGGUUGAAGCCGACGUGAACGUAAAACUCGUAAUGAACUUGCGACAGUCGAUCAAGCGAACCGUUGACUUCAAGCACCUCGCGCCGGGAGUGAACAAGAAGCGCCUCAUCCAGAAGGCUGUGUUCGAUGAACUCGUCAAAAUGGUCGAUCCGCACGCCGAACCCUUCAAGCCGCGCAAGGGAAAAUCGAACGUCAUCAUGUUUGUGGGUCUACAGGGUGCGGGAAAGACGACGACAUGUACAAAGUUGGCGAGAUGGUAUCAGGCACGAGGUUUCAAGGCCUGUUUGGUGUGCGCCGAUACUUUCCGUGCUGGUGCCUUUGACCAACUGAAGCAAAAUGCGACCAAGGCGAAGAUCCCAUACUACGGUAGCCAUACCCAGACGGACCCCGUUGUGGUAGCUGGCGAAGGUGUGGAGAAGUUCAAGAAGGAGCGCUUCGAGAUUAUCAUUGUGGAUACCUCGGGACGACACAGGCAAGAAAAGGACCUCUUCGACGAGAUGGCUGCAGAGUCGCAAGCGCGCGCAUUCAAGGAGGCCGCGGAUUUCGGAGCAAUCAUCAUCACCAAGACAGACGGUGCCGCAGCCGGAGGUGGUGCCAUAUCUGCCGUUGCAGCCACACAUACACCCAUCGUCUUCCUCGGUAAUGGCGAGCACAUGUUAGAUCUGGAGCGUUUUGCGCCACAAGCUUUCGUAUCGAAACUGCUCGGUAUGGGCGAUGUCCAAGGUCUUGUCGAGCACGUACAAUCAUUGAAACUCGAUCAGAAGGAUACGAUGAAGCAUAUCACACAAGGAAUUUUCACCAUCAAGGACCUUCGCGACCAGCUCUCCAACAUCAUGAAGAUGGGACCAUUAUCGAAGAUGGCUGGUAUGAUCCCUGGACUGGGAAGUAUGAUGGGGGGCAUGGACGAUGAAGAGGGCGGUAUGAAGCUCAAGCGCAUGAUCUACAUCUGCGAUAGCAUGACCGAGAAGGAACUAGAAUCCGAUGGCAAGAUGUUUGUCGACCAACCCACACGAAUGACGCGCAUAGCCCGUGGCUCAGGAACCUCGGUCCGCGAAGUCGAGGAACUGCUCACCCAACACCGCAUGAUGGCCGGCAUGGCGAAGAAGAUGAAGGGUGGCAUGGCAUCCAUGCAAAAAGCACAAGGCGCCAUGGGCGGAGGUAACAAGCAACAACAACUCGCAGCUAUGCAAAAGCGCAUGCAGAGCAUGGGUGGAGCCGGUGGCGGCGGCGGCAUGCCCGAUCUCGGUGCCAUGAUGAAGAUGCUCGGUGGUGGACGAGGAGGCGGUGGCGGCAUGCCGGAUAUGUCAGCACUCGCUAACAUGGGUGGCAUGGGCGGCAUGGGCGGCAUGGACAUGGGCGCGAUGAUGAAGAUGAUGGGUGGCAUGGGAGGUAUGGGUGGCGGCGCUGGUGCCGGUGGUGCUGGACAAGGAAAAGGAAGACGGUAG